AUUUGUGUCGACAUUGUGUGGCAAUCCAUUUGUUGGCGCGCAAUUACAUCGAAAUGAUGACCGGCGCCUUUCGUCGGGAUUAAAAUUUUUUCACUUGGCUACAGAAAUUCUUGUUGAUUAUGACGCAGGAUGCUUAUGGUACUCGAAAUAAUUCAGCAAAUGAGUCUACUAGAAAAUAUAUUCCACCACACUUAAGAAGAGAGAGACGUAUUGGAGAAGAGGACAAAUAUGACAGACUAUCUUUUCCUAAGAGCAACUUCACCAGUGGUUCUGGUCGGAACUUUGGACGUGAAAGCUUUCGUGACGAGUCGAGAAGCAGAACCUUUACAGACAGGAGAACGGAAGGCCGCCCUAUGAAGCGUUUUCCCUCCAAAGAAAACGGUUACAGAAGUGGUUUUGGUGAACGCGGGGAGCCAAACCGCAGGCAAUUCUUCAACAGAAACAACAGAGAAUGGAAAGACUUUACUGGAAAGGAGCGGUUUUAUGCAGACCCUUUCAAGGGUAACGAAAAUAAUCAUUUUCAAGAUGAAGAUAUUGAACCAGGCACGACAACUGGUAUAAAUUUCGAUCAUUAUGAUGAUAUUCCAGUAGAAAUAUCGGGUAGUGACUGUCCUGACGAAGUUCUUAGCUUUGAUGAAAGCAAUUUACACUCGAGAAUUUUGACAAACGUGAAGCUGUCAAAUUAUUUAAAGCCAACUCCGGUGCAAAAGAACGCUAUUCCUGUUAUUUUGAAUGGCAGAGAUAUGAUGGCUUGUGCUCAAACAGGCUCUGGAAAGACUGCUGCUUUUCUUCUUCCUACAAUUCACAAUAUGUUGAAAAUGGGAGGACCAGCACCCGUACCUGAAAAACCCCUUGAUAGGGGUUACAGUAAAAUUCAAUUUCCGACUACUCUUGUCCUAGCUCCUACGAGAGAACUGGCUAUGCAAAUCUAUCAAGAAGCAAGAAAAUUUUGUUACUGUACUGGAAUUAUUCCUUGUGUGAUUUAUGGAGGUAUUAAUAUCCGUAUACAGUUCGAAUCUGUUGCAAAGGGUUGCGAUAUUCUUGUUGCUACGCCUGGAAGACUUGUGGAUAUGAUAGAAAGGGGCAAAAUUUCUUUGAUGAAUAUUAAAUUUUUGAUACUUGAUGAAGCUGAUCGCAUGCUUGAUAUGGGCUUUGAGCCACAAAUACGUCAAAUAGUUGAACGCACAGAUAUGCCAACAACAGGAGAAAGACAAACAUUGAUGUUUUCUGCAACAUUUCCUAAAGAAAUUCAACGCUUAGCGAGUGAUUUUCUAUAUGAUUAUAUAUUUUUAGCAGUUGGUCGUGUUGGUUCAACUACAGACUUUAUUCUUCAAAGAUUAGAAAGAGUAGAAGAACAUGAAAAGAGAGAUUUUCUUUUGAAUUUGAUUGAUACUGUUUCGGGUCUCACAUUGAUAUUUAUGCAAACGAAAAGAGGCGCUGACGAGUUGGAAUAUUUUCUAACCAGGAAAGGUUAUCCUGCCAUUUCUAUUCACGGAGAUCGUUCCCAGGUAGAACGAGAAGAAGCUUUGCAUUCUUUUCGUACGGGAAGGACACCGAUACUCGUUGCAACGGAUGUUGCAGCUCGAGGCCUUGAUAUUCCUAACGUCACGCAUGUUGUCAAUUUUGAUAUGCCAACCGAUGUAGAUGAUUAUGUUCAUCGUAUUGGUCGUACUGGUCGAGCUGGAAAUUCCGGUUUAGCGACUGCAUUUCUGAAUGACAACAACAUUGGUAUUGCAAGGUCUUUAAUUGAUAUUCUCAUUGAGUCGGGACAAGAGGUUCCUAUAUGGUUGGAGGAUAUGGCAGAACGAGCACAGAUGAACGCUCGACGAGGUGGUCGGGGACGGUUUGGUGGAAAAGACUUUCGACGAGAAAACAAUUCUCGUGUGGAGCGCAAAACAUUCAAUUCUGGAAGGAGGAAUGAUAGUCAUAUGAAUGACCAUUACCGAAACUUUAACAACAGUGAAAGUGUGAACAAGGAUAGUGCCUGGUUUUAAUCUGGUUGUAGAGUGUCUUGUAAUUCAUUUGUUUGUGGCGUUGUCUUUCUUAUGUCAGUUUGGAGACAAUAUACUUGUAGAGCACAAAAUGCACACAUGUUUAUACAAAGGAGUGAUCGAUGUAUUAUCUCUUUUGAAAGUCUUUUUUUGAUUCGGAGUUAGUUUCGACAAAUGUAUUUCUUUUGUGCUAUGAUAUUUGUUUCCUUUUUGUGAAAAAGUGGUGUGGAUGAAUAAAAAUCAUUUGCAUAACAAUGCCUUUUUGGGAUUCUCAAAGUGACAAGUUUCCUCUAUUUUUACUAUUCUUUAUUGUGUUUAUCAUAACACUUCCUCUCUUUGUAUUUUUCUAUGUAAGGACUAAUCACGUUCCUUUGUUCGGUAUCAAAAAUAGUGUCUACUCUUCUGCUUUAUUGGCUGUUUUGACCCUCAACGCCCUCGUACUUGCAUUCGUUUGGUUUGCACAAAGAGAAGCUAAAGGAGAGCCAGUCACAAAA
Molecule: messenger RNA, 2485 nt
Organism: Galdieria sulphuraria
Lineage: Eukaryota; Rhodophyta; Bangiophyceae; Galdieriales; Galdieriaceae
Product: ATP-dependent RNA helicase
Exons: 1
Coding region: 120-1994 (624 amino acids)
Cellular component (GO): nucleus
Molecular function (GO): RNA binding; ATP binding; RNA helicase activity
Source: RefSeq, a predicted model, not a curated record